CAUCCAGCAUGGUUACGUUCCUGCUACCACUAUUGACGGCAACAUAGAACCAGACAGUGCAUCCAUCCAUUAUUUUACGUGACUUCAGGUUUCGUUCAACCACAAUCUUGCCCAGAACCCUGGCACACAUAUCACACUUGUCACUGCCGAAGCUAAAAUUCGUGCAUGCGCACAAGCCGAAGUCUACCGAAGCGUGUUUGUUAACUGUUAACACGCACGCAACGUCUGGGCCCCUCCACCGGCGCGCACACGUCACGUACAAGCAGCCAAGCAUGGCUGAUUCGCCGCCGGAGCAGCUUGGAUUCAGGGCUGUGUGGGCAGAGGGGAAAAAGGGACGUGAAGGCGGACUACCAAUCAAUUUAGACAUGGGUCCAGUUUACGCCGUGCAAAUUGAAUAUCGGGAAGCAGGCGAUGCUGGAAGACGACACGUGAGUGCAGCGCGUUGAAAAUAAGUUACAGCACUGGAGUGAAGGCCAUGGUUUACCUGGUGGCAAGCAUUGACAGUCUGUGUGUCCGUCUGAUGCUCUUCGUGUAACCCACUGUGUGCCACAUUUUCUGGUCCUUACUUACUGUUUUAAUCCGAUGGUAAUAAAACUGGCUCUUGUAUCGAUGCCAGAAACAAUUAAGCUCGGGGUAUACAACCGCUGAUGGGCCGCUGCAUAUUUGAGAUGCUCUCUUCGGAACCUGACGACCAAAUCAUUUCAUGAAAAGUUGAUCGGCUUAUCUCGGCUUUAAAAAACCAAUCAGCAACUGCGACGGAUUCCUGUCACCGAGUUGAGCCCUAUACCGACCACAGUGCUGCAGCUUUAUCUAAAGCAUCGAAAGGUAUAUUUUGAUGGUGAAGCGAACUGGUUGACAGUUGGUGCUCACGCGUGUCAAUGGAAGUAUCAAUUACAUUGUGACACUUAAUAGCUUGGCUAGGCUCUGGUCGACUUCGCCUGGGACAAUCCCUCUUCAGGAAUUGGCGUUUGGGCAAUAAGAUUAAGAAACUUUUGAACAGUUCGCUUUGAAUCGCUCUUUGCAAGUUUACUGCCGUCGAUUCGCCGAUGCAAUUGUCUCUGGUACUUCGCGGUGUCCGGCGGUUCUUUAUUGGAUAUCGUUGCCAAGCGUAUGAAAUUGGCGGGCAAUAAAGUUUACGGAGUGGAGUUUUUUACAGUUUGAGAACCACGCGUUGUUUACGAGGGCCGCGAGUAAAUAGUCGACAGCAAAAUGACCGGAAAAUAUCUGUGAGCUGCGGGAUUUACUCACUGACAAAAGGUCCCCAGGACAAUCGGUGACAAUAGACGGCGCCUGGAACGGGAUAAUACGGGCAGGAGGCCGAAAGCCUGAGAGGGAACUUACCGCUACAAUCUCGGAAAUAAACACUUCAAUAGUCAUCUUCCCAAAGAAAGUUGAACAUUGAUCGUUUCUAGCCGAGACCCGUACAAGGGUGCGUGGGGACAUGGAGAUACAAAGUUUGGGAACCGUGGUCACCACUGUCGCUUUUCUUGCUCUCUGUGGUCUAGCAUCCGCCGGGAACCAGCUGGACGGCCAUAUCGUGAGGGCGCUGUCGGAGUCCGAGUGCGGGGCUCAACUGCGGCGUCUCCAAGGCAACGAAGGGGUAUCGGCUGUUGUGCCGCCCCGCCUCAAGGGCGAGUGGGUGUCUAUGAGAUGUGAGGUACGUCCCGGUCCGGAGUUCAUCCUCCGGCGGUACAAGUUCCACUCUGACUCCAGCUUCAGCCUGCAUCAGUUCUUCUAUGCCGACAACCAGUGUCGGCAGCCGGCCUAUUCCCUCAAGAUCCGGGGAACCAUCGCCCUGGGCCAACAGGCGCUGCUCUUAAGCGGUGCCACGGAGGCAGAGUACCUGGUCUCCAAGGUGACCAUGGUGGUAUACGAUGAAAGCUUCGGCAGGACUCUCAGGACGCAGGUGAACAGGACGUGCCCCGGGUUCUUCAGGUCCACCAACCAUCUCCUGGAGCUCUACCAGCGCUACGUGGUGGUGGACUAUGAGCAAGAGUCCUCCCUCACUGAGUGCACCGAGGCCAUGAGUUUCGCCAUGCAUGAGCUGCAGAUGGUCAGGCAUGAGUUCCACUCAGAGUUCAACACCAGGAUCGCCAAGUUUGUCUCCUGGGAGGAGCUCUUCCUCGGAGACAUCCAUCCGGUCAGGAGCGAAAGGAUUCUUUACAGGCCAAAGGUGUACCAGUCUCCGCUGAGAAAAUAUCAGGCCAACUGCAGCUUCUGUCAGCUGAUUCACAACACGGAAGAGUUCAAUCCACCGCUGUUGCCGGCCAGGGCAGAGUACCAGGUGACGCUCCGCAGUGAGUGGGUCAGCACGCGCUGCGAAGUGCGCAAGGUCCACUUUGUCAUCCGACAUCUCGUCUUCCACAACAACUACACCUGGGAGGGCUACUUCUUCUACUUCCGUGACCCCCUCUGCCACCAUCCCGUCUACAGCCUCUACGUCAAAGGCACCCAUUCAGACGGCAUGCUCUCCCAGGCGGUCCCGGGUGGGACCGAGUUUGAGUUUCUGACCUCCCGGAUGUGGAUCACGCCCCAGAGCUCGGAGCAGGUGGCGAGGAUGAACAAGAACGACGGCGACUGUGGGGCGCGGGGCUCCUGGCGGCUGAACCAGCCCCAGGAGGUGACGGGCACCGGUGGCUGCACGGUGAUCGGCGUCACGCUGCCCUACGCCGAGAAGGAACUCCUGAGGAUGGAGCAGGGGCGGGACGGGAGGGCACUCCUCUUCAGUGGGGAGCGAUACCCGGACCAGAGCUCCUUGCAGGAGCAGCCGACCUCCUACCAGAGUCCUGUCAGACACUGUGCUGGGGUCAAUCCCCUCAUGGACAUCACGGUGACAUCAGAAAACGAUGACAACAGCAGCACCAGAAUUAGAACAUCAUACACCCUGCAGACAUUAGUCUUGUGUGUCUGGUUUCUCAUCCACUCUGUAACACAUUGAUGCAUGGCCUCUACAUCAACUCAUGAUAGUACUAUUAAGUCAUGGGCUCUGUCUUAACAUGACCUUCUAGUGGCUUAGAAGCCACAGUUCCUAACAUGUGAGGACACUCAAAGUGCCGUUUCUUUCUGUCGAGUGCCAACACUGGGGGUGUUCCUCUCGUAAAUUUCAAGACAGCUUCAGUUCAUUUGGUUCCAUUGUGAUUCUAAGACUAGAGCGCAAGAUGAAAUCAAAGCCUGAGAUGAAGCCAGAAUUUCACCAAUGGCAAAGACCAUGCCUAUUUUUAUGGGCCCUUGCUUGAGUUGGAUCUCACAAGGCUACUUAGCUCGCCAAUGAUUAAUGCACAGAGCCCGUGAAAAUAAAAAAAAUAACACUCUCUUGUGAAGCAUUUGAUUUAUAAGGCCUACAGCUUUCCACUAUGUACUCAUAUAGGGGGUACAUAAUCAAAACACGGAUGUGUGACUUGAAACAGACUCAAUCUUCAUGCAAAGUGGCCUGAACCUUAAGAAACUUAAGGAAUAGUAUGUAAACAAGAAAGCUUGUUUUAAACAGGAUUCAUGGAUGUGUGAAAUAAAAAUAUUUCACGGGGCUUGGCACUAGGUCACCCCCCCCCAAGAAAACCUUUAAAUCUGACUUCAGGAAAGUGAUACGGACAAGUAUUUAUGGGGCUCGACAAAAUGACGACAAACCCUGUGCACCGUUCAAUAAAUUCCUUCAGUCAAGGAAACCAAAAAUGAGGGAGAAAAAAGAAGGGGGGGGAGAGGAAAUCGGGAGGAAAAAAUCCAGGGCAAUUUCUCAUUGGUAAUUUCAAAGAGGACAGACCAUGGACUGAGAGGGAGAGAGAUUUAUGAGGUACAUGUAACGGACCUUCGGCAAACACCUAUCACACUGACCUCCUGGCAAGGUUGUGGCAAAUUGCUCCGGAGUAAAGGAGGCUAAUCAGAAAGGGAAAAAAAGGGUCUCUCACCGCAAAUCCAGGACUCUCGGGUUAAUCACUGUCUGAGUUACAAUCAUCAUCAAAAUUGUGGGGGGGGGAUAUUACUGUGAUCAUUAGGACACUACGAGGAGAAGUUGAAGCUGAUACAUAAAAGUCUGUGGGGGCUGUGAGACGAUUCACAUAUCCAACACAGCAAACUGUAUGGAUCAGUUAGGCCCAAUGCUAAGGAAAUGGAAUGUUCCGCAGUGACCAGUGGUCCACUCCCACCUGGUGAGAGAAUUGGGUGUCGUCAAUUUCACCAUGUGGGGGGUCACCUCGAAGAGGAUUUUGGUGGAAAUAAUGAAGGACUGAGUGGUCAAAUUUACUGCAAAGCUUUCUUGGCCCAUUAAGUCCUUACAGGAGUGCUAGAAAACAUAUGUAAUGAAUAAAACUAAUUUUUACAAUCACCGAUGAAAAAACAAAAAUGCCCAGUCAAUUAAGUCAACUUGAUAUGCACAACAGAUGUGCAAAUUGUUUGAGAGGGUCCCUUGCACUUUGGUGAUAUCUAUGCACUUGAAAUUGCUAAUCUUUACCAGAAACACCAGAACAUUUAAUGUCCAGGCUAAGAUGUAAACUGUACAUGUGUAUAUUUUUGUGGUUAAGGUAAAAAAAAACCACCAGUCUCAUUCGAAUAGCAAAUAAUGUAGAAAACCAAAAAGGAAGUGAUUAAUUUUACAUGCCUACACAUAUUUUAAAUACCUGAAAAUAAAACAGACACCAAAGCGAUCUUCUUUUGUAUUUUUAUCCUCUGGGGAGAAUUGUAUAUAUACAUGUAGAAAUGAACUACGCAGAAGUACACAAUAUCCAGAGUUUGUGUGGGCAGAUUUCCAAAGUCACCUGUGUUUGGCAGAAAGACUGGGGCUUGACAAAGUUAGAGUUGGAUUACAGGAUGCAGGCAUGGCGAAAUCAUCAGCCAUAUGGUGCGUGAAAAAAUAACCAAGAAUGUCCCACAACAAAGUUGACAAUACAGAAGUUAUGUGGUAGCUUGGUUCCUUGAAUGCGGCCAGGGAAAAAAAACAUUUGCAGUAGAUCCUAAAAUGCAAAAAUGUGAAUUUCCGUACAGCAAUUCAGGAGGGAAUAUAUUCAGUGGUUUCUCUUAUGAAGCAUUUCUUCCUUUUGUUAUUACAGAAGUAAGACCUGCUUAACAAAAACCAUGAAGAGAAAUAUUGUCGCCUAUUUUGAUUGGAUUUAUAAACUGGUCCGUUGAAGAAUUACGAACACAGAGGCAUGCCUUGCUUUAAAUUACAUUUCCUGGGCAUGACAAGGUUUCAUCUUCUUCAAAACUGUACAGAAAAAAAACCACUUUUCCUGGUCUUGUUUGGUUUAUUGUAUUAAUGUCUAAACUUAAAUGUCUUAUGCCUUCCAUUGUUUCAAUCCAUCCUAUUGUUCUAUUCAGCUCCUUUCCUUUGUAUACAAACACUGUUGGUAUGCAAAAUAGUUUUGUACUUUUGUGGAUCUUCGGUAAUCUGCACAGUUUAAAACAGUUGUUAUGGAAAACAUCAAAGCUCAGAAUACUAUAGGGUGUCUAUGCUUUUAACCAAAACUUAAGAAUUUGUUUUGAAACAAAACCGAGUAAGCCUACCCAAUGGUUUUAUUAUUUCCUAAUAAAUUUGUAUUUGUAAAUACAAUGAUUUGUACAUUUGAACUAUGCUAAAUGAGAGGUGAGUUGAGCUGAACAUCUACUAUUGUGCUCCUUUGUAAAUUUGCUGUGAAUAAAAUAUUGGAUAUAAUUUUCUCUGUGUGAAAUUCCCAGCUUGUGACAUUCAACCCUCAAAGGAAUAAAUUUUGGAAGUAGUGAAUUCAA
Acanthaster planci (crown-of-thorns starfish) is the source of this 5715-nucleotide messenger RNA. RefSeq names its product protein APCDD1-like. The record is from RefSeq and is a predicted model, not a curated record. Gene Ontology annotation, biological process: negative regulation of Wnt signaling pathway. Lineage: Eukaryota; Metazoa; Echinodermata; Asteroidea; Valvatida; Acanthasteridae. Gene Ontology annotation, molecular function: Wnt-protein binding. Gene Ontology annotation, cellular component: plasma membrane.